GCCGAAUUGCCAAGGGCAAACUCGGGGGCGCACCGUGGGAUGCCACGUGAGUCACACUGCACUUCGCAGCCCGCGUAAUGGGAUCGUCGAGUGGCGUUGUCAGAGCCCUUUUUGUUGCUUGGCAGAGACACCGACGAUGCUACCGAUGGCCGAGAUGGUGUCGCCGCAGUCGCCGCCGCGCAAGAUCUCGAACGAAGACUCGUCGAUCCACUACUCGGACGACCUCCAGAAGAGCGAACACUACUCGUACUACCCGGCGGCCGCAUCCAUCGACGAGGCGUCGACGGCGUGGCACUUUCCGUGGGCGCCGCCACCAAUGCUCCCCAACGACGACGACCGCGUCAUGGAGCUCGAGAGCUACGGGAUCCUCGACACGCCCAACGAGCACGUCUUUGACGUUCUUGUGUCGAUGGCCACCAAGGCGCUGCGGUGCCCGAUCGGCGGCGUGAGCCUCAUCGACAAGCACCGCCAGUGGUGCAAGGCCAGCAUCGGCCUCGCGCAGACCGUCAUCCCGCGCAACGUGGCGUUCUGUGCGCACACGAUCGCGUCGACCAAGCCGCUCGUCGUCCUCGACACGUCGCUCGACAAGCGCUUUUAUCAAAACCCGUUGGUCACGGGCCCGGCCAACAUUCAGUUUUACGCUGGGGCCCCGAUCGUCAAUGGCAACGGCACGGUGCUCGGCACGGUGUUUGUCUACGGCCACCGGCCACAGACGUCGUGCGACACCCAAGUGCUCAAGAAGCUCGCGCGCAUGGCAAUGAACCACCUCGACGACCGGAAGCAGUCGAUGCAGCGCGCACGGCCGGCGCGGUCGCGCUCGCAGGCGCAGCCGCGGACAACAUCGGUGCCGCGCCCCACCACAUCGGGCCACCAUCCAGCGAUGAUGAUGGACCGGUCGCCGGCCGACGAGUACGACGCCCGGCGCGAAGCCAUGCGGCUGCUCGACAUCCUCGACACGCCGCCCGAGGUCAUCUUUGACCGGGUUUGCUCGCUCGCGACGCAGCUGCUGCACUGCAGCGUGGCCGGCGUCAGCCUCAUUGACGAUGACAAGCAGUGGUUCAAAGCGCACGUCGGCAACGUCGACCUUGGCCACGUCGCGACGUUUUGCGCGCACACGAUCGCCGCCCGCAAGACAACGGUCGUUGUCGAUACGCUCGAGGACACGCGCUUCCGCAAGAACCCGCUCGUCCGUAGCGGCAGUCGCAUUCGGUUCUUCGCCGCUGUGCCCAUUUACACGCCGGACGAGCACGUGAUCGGGACCGUCUUUGUCAUGGACACGGCGCCUCGAACGCACGCGACGGUCGACGUCAACAGCCUGCAGCGGCUCGCACGGGUCGCCAUGCUGCACUUGGCGCCCCGCGUGCAGUACAAGAUCAUGCCGGUCCUCGACUAUAGCUCGUUUGUGGACGAACACGCUCAGGUCUACUCGACGGACCGCGACGCGAUGACGGGCAAGGCGAAAGGCGCCAACGGCUUUGAGAAGCUCCGGCUCAAGUUCCUCUCGACAGUCUUCAAGCGCCAGCCCAGCAACCAGAAUGGCCACAUGUACUAACGACGCGAUAUCGCGUAUACGACCAAGAAGAAGAAGAACGACGACGACGACAAAAUAUACCAGUAGAGAAUGAUACACGUCGGUCGUAGCAUCUGUAAUAGAGACGGUGUGGACGCGGCAGCAUCCUUGGAUCGAACAAGGGUGCGUAGCGUCCUUUGUGUGUGAGUGUUUUCACAA
Messenger RNA from Saprolegnia diclina VS20, 1729 nucleotides. RefSeq lists its product as hypothetical. NCBI's taxonomy places the organism in Eukaryota, Oomycota, Saprolegniomycetes, Saprolegniales, Saprolegniaceae. The record is from RefSeq and is a predicted model, not a curated record. Gene Ontology annotation, molecular function: protein binding. The coding region runs from base 137 to 1552 and encodes 471 amino acids. The transcript has a single exon.